Prorocentrum cordatum is the source of this 335-nucleotide messenger RNA. The record is from the annotation of a GenBank genome assembly. Lineage: Eukaryota; Dinophyceae; Prorocentrales; Prorocentraceae.
GCACGGUGUUGCUGCUGGCGCCUGGGGGCCGCCGCUGGUGCCGCACGGGCAGGGCGGCGGCCUGGACGGCGGCCCCAACUGGGGAGCGGGUCCGAGGCCGCGCUCGGGCUUCGGUCCGAUGCUGCCUGGCCAGCAGGGCGUUGGCGCCGCCGACGACCACUCGCGCCACUUCGCGGCCGGCAGGACACCGGGCGCCGGCGCCCCGGCCCCGGGGCACCUGGUGCCGCUGCCUUACCAGCAGAUCGCACCCGGCGUCGGCCUGGUGGCUUCCCUGCACUACCAUACCCCUGGCGUCGGGCCGCAAGGCGCGGGCCAGGCCGCCGGGCCGUGCGGAG